CCCAGCUGUUUGGGAUGGUGAUUAAAAAGUUAUUUAACUUAUUUCAAAUUAAGGGGAGGCAAUUUUACGCGGGUAAAAAUGGCUACUACGAUAGAUGUAAACAGCACACUCUCUCUUUCUGACACAUCUAAAGGAAAUUGUCAUUAUAUACCGUGUGAAAUACACUUUGAUGGAAAAGCAAGGGUAUCUGAUUUCUUCCAAAAAACAAUAUGUGACGAAUCAUCAAAUGGUUUAGGAAAUAAAGAACUUGCUGCCACAUUCAGAGGACGACCUUUAAAUGGGGUAGAAGUAAACUUGCCAUCUGGAUUUACGGGUUUAGUAUUAAAAGAACAUCACAAAAGAACAACAGAAGAUGAAGAGAGAAAAUUGAUAGCUACACACUCAUUUGAUAAAUUUACACACUGGAAUUUAGACAAACAACCAACUUCUGAUGAUUUGAUACAAAGGGCCUUGCAAUGGGUUGACAUCUCCUCCGCUCUGCAUAAACCAGUCAAAAUGGACUCUGAUCAAAGUAGCAGCCAGACAAGCAUGAAGGGACAUUAAGAAUUACAAUUUUUAAGUAUCUGUAACAAGUUCAAUUAAACUAAGAAAGAAUCAGUACUGGUACUUUAAGAACCACAUAGUUUAUUU
Molecule: messenger RNA, 630 nt
Organism: Physella acuta
Lineage: Eukaryota; Metazoa; Mollusca; Gastropoda; Physidae
Product: ribonuclease H2 subunit C-like
Biological process (GO): RNA catabolic process
Cellular component (GO): ribonuclease H2 complex
Source: RefSeq, a predicted model, not a curated record